AUGUCGCUGGCCAGGUCGACUCGUGGCGCUCAGGCGCUGUUCCGUGCUGCUCAGCGGGCAACCCGGCCGCAAGCUGCUUCGCCCUUUCUCGCAAGAUCCUACGCAACCGUCGAGUCCGACAUCUUCAAGCCUACGAAAUACGGGGGGAAAUACACGGUGACGUUGAUUCCUGGUGACGGUAUCGGUGCCGAAGUUGCCGAAGCAGUCAAGACCAUUUUCAAGGCCGACAAUGUCCCCAUUGAAUGGGAGCAAGUCGAUGUGUCGGGUGUCGACACGGGAGACAAGCACUCGGAAGACCUCUUCAAGGAAUCAAUAGCGUCGCUGAGACGGAACAAGCUUGGGUUGAAAGGUAUCCUACACACCCCCAUCGAGAGAUCGGGCCACCAAUCCUUCAACGUGGCGCUGCGACAAGAACUCGACAUCUACGCUUCGGUGGUUUUGGUCAAGAACAUUCCUGGACUGGUGACUCGACACAAGAACGUCGAUCUGUGCAUUGUGCGUGAGAACACCGAGGGCGAGUACUCUGGUCUGGAGCACCAGUCGGUGCAGGGAGUGGUCGAGUCCUUGAAGAUCAUCACCCGGGCCAAAUCGGAGCGGAUUGCCAAAUUUGCCUUUUCGUUUGCGCUGGCAAACAACAGAAAGAAGGUGACUUGUAUCCACAAGGCCAACAUUAUGAAACUGGCAGAUGGCCUGUUCCGGAACACGGUCAAGAAGGUCGGGGAAGAUUAUCCCAGCUUGGAGGUGAACGAUAUGAUUGUCGACAAUGCUUCCAUGCAAGCCGUGUCGCGACCUCAACAGUUUGAUGUGAUGGUCAUGCCCAAUUUGUACGGAGGUAUUCUUACGAACAUCGCUGCGGCGCUUGUGGGUGGUCCGGGCGUCGUACCUGGUUGCAACAUGGGGCGGGACGUUGCGGUGUUUGAGCCUGGGUGCCGACACGUUGGUCUCGACAUCCAGGGUAAAGACCAAGCAAACCCCACAGCUCUUUUGUUGUCGGGCACCAUGCUUCUCCGACAUUUGGGUCUUGACGAGCAUGCCAACCGUAUCUCACGGGCAGUGUACGAUGUGAUUGCCGACGGCAAGGUGCGCACUCGAGACAUGGGUGGUGAUGCUACGACGCACGAAUUUGUCAGGACCAUUCUGGACAAGAUGGAGGCUGAACUGUAA
Molecule: messenger RNA, 1164 nt
Organism: Fonsecaea multimorphosa CBS 102226
Lineage: Eukaryota; Fungi; Ascomycota; Eurotiomycetes; Chaetothyriales; Herpotrichiellaceae
Product: isocitrate dehydrogenase [NAD] subunit 1, mitochondrial
Exons: 5
Coding region: 1-1164 (387 amino acids)
Biological process (GO): isocitrate metabolic process; tricarboxylic acid cycle
Cellular component (GO): mitochondrion
Molecular function (GO): isocitrate dehydrogenase (NAD+) activity; magnesium ion binding; NAD binding
Source: RefSeq, a predicted model, not a curated record